This is a messenger RNA of Anoplophora glabripennis (Asian longhorned beetle), 2112 nucleotides long. RefSeq names its product mRNA-capping enzyme. Lineage: Eukaryota; Metazoa; Arthropoda; Insecta; Coleoptera; Cerambycidae. The record is from RefSeq and is a predicted model, not a curated record. The transcript has 9 exons. Bases 216 to 2000 code for a protein of 594 amino acids. Gene Ontology annotation, molecular function: mRNA guanylyltransferase activity; protein tyrosine/serine/threonine phosphatase activity; mRNA 5'-triphosphate monophosphatase activity. Gene Ontology annotation, biological process: protein dephosphorylation; 7-methylguanosine mRNA capping.
UUCAAAAUUUUACAAAUAUGUAAAAUUGUAAAAAAGUCGUUGUUGGUGCUCAAAUAGUAAGGAAAACCAUAUUUCUCAAAAUAAAGUAGUAUAUAUUGAAAGAAUUGUAACUAAGUUCAAGCUAUGCAUAUGUUAUAAAAAGAUUGUGCGAUCUUUACCACACCUUUUGUUGUGAGAACAUAACCUUACAUUUAAGAAAUUUUGGGUAAAUAGAAAUGAGUAGACCUAGAAAAAAUGCAGGACCUGUUCCAGACAGAUGGAUGCACUGUCCGAGAAAAUCGGAUAAUUUAGUAAUAGAUAAGUUCUUGGCUUUUAAAACACCAUUAAGUAGCAAUUUUGACGAGCAAGUACCGCCAGAAUGUAGGUUUCCGCCAAAGAUGUUAUUUAACUAUUGCAAAUCAAAAAAGAUUAAGCUUGGUUUGUGGAUAGAUCUUACAAAUACGAAAAGAUUUUAUGAUAAAGAAGAAAUAGAAGACUAUGAAUGUAAAUAUGUAAAAUUGCAAUGUAGAGGUCAUGGAGAAACUCCAUCUAUAGACCAAACAACUGCUUUUAUUGAAUUAGUUCACAGUUUCAUAUUAAAACACCCCCUUGAACGUAUUGCAGUUCAUUGCACCCAUGGUUUUAAUAGGACAGGUUUUCUUAUUGUCUCGUAUUUAGUGGAAAAGAUGGAUUGCAGUCUCGAAAUUGCAUUAGAAAUGUUUGCAAAAGCAAGGCCUGUUGGGAUAUAUAAAGAAGAUUAUAUUCAAGAGUUGUAUAGAAGGUAUGACGAUGUUGAUGAUGCACCACCUGCACCAAAUCUACCCGAUUGGUGUUUGGAGAGUGAUGAUACUGAAGGUACAAAUAAUUUUGAUUUUGAUGACCCUUCUGAUACAGCCUCAACAUCCUCCAAUAAAAACCAAACGAAUAAUAAAGGGAAAGGAAGUAAAAACAAAAAUGCAGUAUUUAUGGAAGGAGUUCCGGGAGUGUAUCACUUUCAAGAGCAACCGAAAGCAUAUCAGUUGCAAAAGAAGGUGCAAACAAUGUGCGAAUGGAAGCGUAAAGGUUUCCCAGGGUGCCAACCUGUCUCUAUGGACGUGAAGAAUAUUGCUUUCCUUAGUCAGAAGCCUUACAGGGUAUCCUGGAAAGCUGACGGUAUGAGAUAUAUGAUGCUUAUUGAUGGAGAAGAUGAGGUAUACUUCUUUGACCGCGACCACAAUAUUUUUAAAGUGGACGGGGUUAGAUUCGUCCAUAGGAAGGAUAUUAGAAGGCAUCUGAAAGACACUUUGCUUGAUGGGGAAAUGGUUAUUGACAAAGUGAAUGGGGAGGACAUCCCCAGGUACUUGGCUUAUGAUAUAGUAAAAUUCGAGGGCUUAGACGUUGGCAAGAUGCCUUUCCAUCCGAACCGACUUCACUGUUUAGAAAAUGAAAUUAUCAAGCCAAGGUAUGCAGCUAUGGAAAAGGGCUUGAUAAAUAAGACCUUGGAGCCAUUCAGCGUCAGGAAAAAAGACUUCUGGGAUAUUACCCAGGCAGCUAGUCUUCUAGGUGAAAAGUUUGCCAAAACUUUGUCUCACGAACCCGAUGGAUUGAUCUUCCAACCUUCCAAAGAGCCAUACACUGCUGGACGUUGCGAUGAAGUACUGAAGUGGAAACCUUUGGAUAUGAAUUCUGUUGAUUUUAGACUGAAAAUCGUUAAGGAAGAGGGAGAGGGUAUCGUUUCACGUAAAGUUGGUUUCCUUUAUGUGGGACAACUGGAUACGCCUUUCGCCAAGCUUAAGUACACGAAAGCUCUGAAGGAUCUCGAUAACAAGAUAAUCGAAUGCAAGUUCGAAGGCGACCAGUGGAAGUUCAUGAGAGAAAGAACUGAUAAGUCGUUUCCUAAUAGUUUUAACACGGCUAAAGCCGUGUGCGGGUCCAUAAAAGAUCCCGUUACAAAAGAAAAACUGCUGGAAUACAUAGACCGAUUCAGGUUCAACAACGACUACGAGAUUAUGCCGCCGCCCACGAAGAUGAUACGAAGAUGACCUUGUAGACGUAGUCGAAUCGAUAUUGGAAUUGUGUAUAACUGCAUUUUUUUAUUUAUUUAACAACAAUGUUAUUUUUAUAUGAAUUUAAAAAAAUAUACACUUAUGUUCA